CUCCCAUGCUUGAUUUGCUCCACCAGACAUAUUUGUCUCCCCGAGAUAUGGAAAAAUCAAAUCCAUUUUAAUCUCGAAUUCCAACGAAAUUUCGCGUCCGCUUUCUUCACACAUCCCUAAACCCUGCUUCCUUCCUCUGCACUCUUGCCCUUUCUUCUCGAAGUCCAAAUCCAAAUCCAAAAUCCCACUUCAAAAUCCAUUUUCAAUCGACCGAUCAUCUGCUUUUCACUCUCUUUCCGAUUCCAGAAUCCGAGAAAAUCCAAUUGCUGAUCAUAAAUGAAAGUCCCCUGUGCCUCUGGUAGUUUGAGGGGGAGUUCUGGUAACGACGACAAGGUCUGGCCGCCGGGGUUUCGGUUCCACCCAACUGAUGAGGAGCUCAUACUUUACUAUUUGAAGAGGAAGAUCUGUGGGAGAAAAAUCAAGCUCGAUAUCAUCGCCGAUACCGACGUCUACAAGUGGGACCCCGAAGAAUUGCCUGGACUUUCUAAACUAAAAACUGGUGAUAGACAAUGGUUUUUUUUCAGUCCAAGAGAUCGGAAGUACCCGAAUGGGGCAAGAUCAAAUAGGGCAACCAGGCUUGGGUACUGGAAAGCUACUGGGAAGGAUCGUACUGUGUCAUGUAAUUCUCGUGAUGUUGGAGUAAAGAAGACAUUGGUUUUCUAUAAAGGUCGUGCCCCUAAUGGUGAGCGUACUGACUGGGUAAUGCAUGAAUACACCUUGGACGAGGAGGAGCUGAGCAGAUGCACAAAUGUGCAGAAUUAUUACGCUAUUUAUAAGGUCUUCAAAAAAAGUGGACCUGGUCCAAAAAAUGGCGAGCAGUACGGAGCGCCAUUUAUAGAAGAAGACUGGGCCGAUGAUGAAUUCUGUGAUUUUACUGAUGAUCGAGAGAUACCUGCUGAGAAACCGAAUACAGAUACUAUCAUUGAGGGGGAGACUUGUGAAGCAGCCCUUUUUACAUUAGACGAUCUUGACAAGUUGAUGAAACAAAUUUCCGAUGAGGCUAUCCCUGAGUUUCCAGAAGCUGAUUCUUGUGCUAUCUCCUUACACCAGGUUGGUGUUCAAGAUGAAUCUGUAAGUACUGUGGUAGAUCUACAUUCCGGGGAUCAUAUCCUUCCAAGAUCAGCUGAAGUGUCUUGUACCGAGAGGCAGCCGUGUAAUGUGCCUGGAAGUUUCGACCUCACCAAGUCGGAUGUCUCUCAACUUCAACCAUUCAAGUCACCUGAGGCUGCAUCUGCCCCCAACUUUUCUGAACUAGCUAGUAUUCUAUUUGACGAAGAUUUUCUGGAAAUAGAUGAUCUUGGUGGCCCUGAAUUUACUCUACCAAGCACCAGAAAACCAUCCGGGACCUUGCCAUUUGAAGAGUUAAAUAGUUCGUACGAGCUUGAUCAGUUCUGUGAUGCGGCCCUGUUUCUUAAUGAUCUGGAGCGAUUCGAGUGUGGAACUGUUAAUAAUUUAUACCAGAAUGAAAAUGUGGCAAACCCCUUGGAUGGUCAGUUCCAAUCUUAUCCAGAUUCUGCAAUUGCAAAUGUGGCAAACACCUUGGAUGGUCAGUUCCAAUCUUAUCCAGAUUCUGCAAUUGCAAGCCAGAACGACAAUCAAAUGCCGAUGCCUGAUCCGGCCAUUAACGGCUUUGCUUUCUCAGAAUCACUACCAACUUCAGGUGUAUUGUGUGACCCUUCAAAUUUUGCUGCUGAAACAAACCAAAAUCAAGCCCGGGAAGAUGGGGGUUCUGCUAGUCGCGUCUCUUCCGCUCUCUGGGCCUUUGUUGAAACUAUACCAACUACCCCAGCUUCAGCUGCGGAGAAUGGUCUGGUUAAUCGGACAUUUGAUCGAGUGUCUAGCUUCGGUAGGAGGAGAAUAAGUAUGAAAAGCACAACGGUUUCUCCAGUCGAUUCUUCUACUCUUAUGAGUAGGAGAACUAGAAGCAGGAGCAAGAAGGGUGGGUUUUUUCUCUUCUCUGUUCUUGGAGCAUUAUGUGCCAUCUUAUGGGUAUUUAUAGGAGCUAUUAGACUCUGGGAAAGAUGCAUCUCAUCCUUAUAAUCUGGAAAUGGCAUUUUUAACUUUGUAAAAGGAAAAAAUGAAAAAAAAAGGAAAAAAUGAAAAAAAAGGAAAAAAAAACGAAAAGAAAAGAAAAAUUGGAAAAAAGUUUGAAAAGAAUGGAGAAGAAUAGUGUUCUGACUAAUUUUGGAUGUAAAUAGUGUAGUUUUGUUUAGUAGUAACAGUUCAUAAUGCAAGAUUACGACUAUGACAACGAUCGUUGUGGUUUUGAAUGUUAUCAUUUUUAUUCCUUGUAA
Momordica charantia (bitter melon) is the source of this 2294-nucleotide messenger RNA. Its product is annotated as NAC domain-containing protein 17. Gene Ontology annotation, molecular function: DNA binding. NCBI's taxonomy places the organism in Eukaryota, Viridiplantae, Streptophyta, Magnoliopsida, Cucurbitales, Cucurbitaceae. Gene Ontology annotation, biological process: regulation of DNA-templated transcription. The record is from RefSeq and is a predicted model, not a curated record.